This is a messenger RNA of Coccomyxa subellipsoidea C-169, 741 nucleotides long. RefSeq lists its product as hypothetical. Gene Ontology annotation, biological process: mRNA catabolic process. The record is from RefSeq and is a predicted model, not a curated record. The annotation marks the transcript as partial. The transcript is spliced from 5 exons. Lineage: Eukaryota; Viridiplantae; Chlorophyta; Trebouxiophyceae; Coccomyxaceae. Gene Ontology annotation, molecular function: demethylase activity; mRNA binding.
GCGGUGCAGAUGCGGAGCAAGAGGAACUUUGUGUUUGACGAGGUGGUGAAGCGGCGGGGCCCGCCGGGGACUGUGAACGUGGUGCAGGGCCUGGAGCUGCACAAGGGGCUGCUCAAUGCGCAGGAGCAGGCACGCGUCGUUGGCGCCAUCGAGAGCUGGGUCGAGGCCGGCCGCGCAGGGCUGCUGCGUGGGCGCACGUUCUCGGCACCCCGCAAGCACAUGAAGGGCAAGGGACGCGUGACGGUGCAGUUCGGCUGCUGCUACAACUACGCCAUUGACAGGGAGGGCCGCGAGCCGGGGAUCAUCGCCGAGGAGGUUGUGGAGCCGAUGCCGCCGAUGCUGCAGGCGCUCGUGCACCGCCUGGUUCGCUGGGGGGUUAUGCCGCGCUCCAAGGCCCCCGACUCUGCCAUCAUCAACAUCUACGACCAGGAGGACUGCAUCCCGCCGCACAUAGACCACCACGACUUCAGCCGACCCUUCUGCACCAUCUCGCUGCUGUCCGAGCAGGCCAUCAUGUUUGGCGCCAAGCUCAUCCCCCUCGGGCCCGGCAAGUUUGGUGGCAACCACUGCACAAUCCCCUUGCCCGUCGGGUCGUGCCUGGUGCUGAAGGGCAAUGGCGCUGACGUGGCGAUGCAUUGCGUGCCCCCAGUCUCCCAGCGCCGCAUGUCCAUCACCCUGCGCAAGUGCGCCCCCCGUCACUCCUCUCACCUUUGCUUUUUGUUCAUUUGCACAAGCCUAUAG